CGGAUCGCGCUGUGCAUUCAGGGAAGCGCUUCCAGCGAAGUAAGGAGGCCAACCGGGAAGAAACCCGAAGGAAAAAGGAGGCCCAUUCUUGCUACGGUGGCCUGGAAGGAGUGGCGGAGGCGGCUCAGGAGAAUUGCUCGCUUCUGGGACUCUGUCGGAAUGUCUUUCAAGAGGGAAGGGGAUGAUUGGAGUCAACUCAAUGUGCUCAAAAAACGAAGAGUCGGGGACCUGCUGGCCAGUUACAUCCCAGAGGAUGAGGCGCUGAUGCUACGGGAUGGACGCUUUGCUUGUGCCAUCUGUCCCCACCGACCUGUACUGGACACCCUGGCCAUGCUGACUGCCCACCGUGCAGGCAAGAAACAUCUGUCCAGCCUGCAGCUUUUCUAUGGGAAGAAGCAGCCAGGAAAGGGAAUGGAGCAGAAUCCAAGACAACAGAAUGAAUUGAGGCGAUCAGAGGCCAAGGCUGAGGCUCCUCUGUUAACCCAGACUCGACUUACCACCCAAAGUGCUCUGCACAGAGCUCCUCACUAUAACAGUUGCUGCCGCCGGAAGUACAGACCAGAAACCCCUCGUCCCUCUGUCUCCCAUUCCCCUUUGCCACCCCCAGAGGUUGAGUCUGAGCGUGGGAAGAUCACUAGGGAACCCAUGCCUGGGGCUAGCCCACAGGCCAAAGAGUCAGCAACUGUCUCAUCCCCUGCACCCAUGAGCCCCACGAGAAGACGAGCCCUGGAUCAUUACCUCACCCUUCGAAGCUCUGGAUGGAUCCCAGAUGGACAAGGUCGAUGGGUAAAAGAUGAGAAUGUUGAGUUUGACUCUGAUGAAGAGGAACCCCCCGAUCUCCCCUUAGACUGACGCCCUCUUUCCCCCUUCAGUUGACAAAUAAAUUUCCUCAGGCUCUGGGAGCCUAACUUCC
Molecule: messenger RNA, 913 nt
Organism: Ailuropoda melanoleuca (giant panda)
Lineage: Eukaryota; Metazoa; Chordata; Mammalia; Carnivora; Ursidae
Gene: SCNM1
Product: sodium channel modifier 1
Exons: 7
Coding region: 160-852 (230 amino acids)
Biological process (GO): RNA splicing
Cellular component (GO): nucleus
Source: RefSeq, a predicted model, not a curated record